GAUUGGUUGGUGGGCGGCGAUGAAAUCUAUCGACGUUUGGCGAUUUUCGCACGCAGCUUUUCUGGAGCCGAGUCUCACCAUUGAUGGUUUUGAUUGGAAGUGGGACUUUCUUUAUCCCGCAAAGUACACCCUGUCCGGCGAUCGCUGUUGGAUUCGCGGGGCACAUAAAGUAACAGCAAGCCUUUGAAGCCAAGACAUUUUUUUUCCUUUCUCGGAUAGCGGGAAUAAGUUUUCAAGAUGCCGGUUUUCCACACGAAGACCAUAGAGAGUAUCUUGGAGCCUGUGGCUCAGCAGAUAUCCCACUUGGUUAUAAUGCACGAAGAAGGGGAGGUGGACGGCAAGGCGAUCCCGGAUCUCACCGGACCCGUGGCCGCUGUGCAGGCGGCUGUCAGUAAUCUCGUAAGGGUGGGAAAGGAAACUGUUCAGACGACCGAGGACCAGAUCAUGAAAAGGGACAUGCCACCUGCCUUUAUUAAGGUGGAGAAUGCAUGCACCAAGCUGGUUCAGGCGGCACAGAUGCUAAAAGCGGACCCCUACUCGGUCCCCGCCCGUGAUUACCUCAUCGACGGGUCCCGCGGGAUCCUCUCCGGGACUUCAGACUUGCUCCUCACUUUCGACGAAGCGGAGGUCCGCAAAAUAAUUCGCGUCUGCAAAGGAAUCUUGGAGUAUCUGACGGUGGCUGAAGUGGUGGAGUCAAUGGAGGAUUUGGUAACUUACACCAAGAAUCUCGGACCAGGAAUGACAAAAAUGGCCAAGAUGAUUGAUGAGCGACAGCAGGAGCUCACUCACCAGGAGCACAGAGUCAUGCUGGUCAACUCCAUGAACACGGUCAAGGAGCUGCUGCCAGUCCUCAUAUCAGGCAUAAAGAUCUUCGUGACGACGAAAACCGCAAAGAGCCCCGGCGUGGAGGAGGCCCUGAAGAACCGCAACUUCACCAUCGAGAAGAUGAGCGCCGAGAUCAAUGAAAUCAUCAGGGUGCUGCAGCUGACCUCCUGGGACGAGGAUGCUUGGGCCAAUAAGAAGGACACCGAGGCCAUGAAGAGGGCCUUAGCACUCAUAGACUCUAAGAUGAAUCAGGCUAAGAGUUGGCUGAGAGACCCCAACGCCCAACCAGGUGAUGCUGGCGAGCAGGCCAUCCGGCAGAUCCUGGACGAGGCGGGGAAGGUGGGUGAGCUUUGUGCCGGCAAGGAGCGGAGGGAGAUCCUGGGCACGGCGAAGACUCUGGGCCACAUGACCGAUCAGGUCUCAGACCUGCGUGCAAGGGGACAGGGGGGCACCCCCGCAGCCAUGCAGAAGGCUCAGCAGGUGGCGCAGGGCCUGGAUGUGCUCACAGGCAAGGUGGAGAACGCGACGCGCAAGCUGGAGGAAAUGGCCAACUCGAAGCAGGCCAUCGCCAAGAAGAUUGACGCCGCGCAGAACUGGCUGGCCGACCCUAACGGAGGCCCUGAGGGGGAGGAGAACAUCCGCGGCCUCCUGGCGGAAGCCAAGAAGAUCGCUGACCUGUGCGAGGACCCCAAGGAGAGGGAGGACAUCCUACGCUCCAUGGGAGAGAUCGCCGCCCUCACCGGCAAGCUGGCGGACCUCAGGAGGGCCGGGAAAGGCGACACCCCCGAAGCCAGAGCCCUCGCCAAGCAGAUCGCCACGGCGCUGCAGAACCUGCAGUCCAAGACCAACAAGGCCGUGGCCAACAGCAGGCCGGCCAAGGCGGCCGUCAACCUGGAGGGGAAGAUGGAGCAGGCGCAGCGCUGGAUUGACAACCCCACGCUGGAGGACCGCGGAGUGGGUCAGGCCGCCAUCCGCGGGCUGGUCGCCGAGGGCCACAGGCUGGCCAACGUCAUGCCCGGCCCGUACCGCCAGGAGCUGCUGGGCAAGUGCGAGCGUGUGGAUCAGCUGAUGGCGCAGCUGGCGGACCUUGCGGCGCGGGGCGAGGGCGAUUCCCCACAGGCGUCCAUCGUGGCUCAACAGCUCCAGGAAGCCCUAAAGGACCUUAAGGGGAAGAUGCAGGAAGCCAUGACACAGGAGGUGUCGGACAUCUUCAGUGACACCACCACACCCAUCAAGCUGCUGGCUGUCGCAGCCACUGCCCCCCAUGAUGCCCCCAACAGGGAUGAGGUGUUUGAGGAACGGGCAGCUAACUUUGAAAGCCACGCUAACAAGCUGGGCGCCACAGCCGAGAAAGCAGCCGCCGUCGGAACGGCCAACAAGAGCACGGUGGAGGGCAUCCAGACGGCCGUCAAGUCGGCCAGGGAGCUGACGCCACAGGUGAUAUCGGCUGCUCGCAUCCUGCUGAGGAACCCAGGGAACCAGGCUGCCUAUGAACAUUUUGACACCAUGAAAAACCAGUGGAUUGAUAACAUUGAGAAGAUGACAGGUUUGGUGGACGAAGCCAUCGACACCAAAUCCCUGCUGGACGCCUCCGAGGAGGCCAUCAAGAAGGACAUCGACAAGUGCCGGGUCGCCAUGGCCAACGUGCAGCCGCAGAUGCUGGUCGCAGGCGCCACCAGCAUCGCCCGCCGCGCCAACCGGGUCCUGCUGGUGGCCAAGCGGGAGGUGGAGAACUCUGAGGAUCCCAAGUUCCGGGAGAUGGUGAAAGCGGCUUCGGACGAGCUGAGCAAGACCAUCUCCCCCAUGGUGAUGAACGCCAAGGCCGUGGCAGGGAACAUCCAGGAUCCAGGGCUGCAGAAGGGCUUCCUGGACUCUGGGUACAAGAUCCUGGGUGCCGUAGCCAAGGUGAAGGAGGCCUUCCAGCCUCAGGAACCGGAAUUCCCGCCUCCGCCCCCGAGUCUGGAGCAGCUGCAUUUGAACGACGAUCUGGCUCCACCCAAACCUCCACUCCCCGAGGGAGAGGUGCCUCCACCCAGGCCCCCUCCUCCGGAAGAGAAGGACGAGGAGUUCCCCGAGCAGAAGGCGGGCGAGAUGGUGAGCGAGCCCAUGAUGGUGGCGGCCCGGCAGCUGCACGACGAGGCCCGCAAGUGGUCCAGCAAGCCCAGGGCCGCGGACGCGGCUUUCAAACCCGCUGCGGCGGAUUUAGAUAUAGAUGAUGAGGACGAAGCGGAUUUUGAGUUCGUCCUGCCGUCAGACAAUGAAGACGAUUACGAACCCGAGCUGCUCUUAGUGCCCACCAAUCAGCCGGUUAACCAGCCCAUGCUGGCCGCGGCUCAGUCGUUACAUCAAGAAGCACGAAAAUGGUCCAGUAAGGGUAAUGACAUCAUCGGCGCCGCCAAACGCAUGGCGCUCCUCAUGGCGGAGAUGUCCCGCCUGGUACGGGGUGGCAGCGGGAAUAAGCGCGCUCUCAUUCAGUGCGCCAAGGACAUUGCCAAGGCCUCCGAUGAGGUCACCCGUCUAGCAAAGGAGGUGGCCAAGCAGUGCACGGACAAGCGUAUCAGAACCAACCUUCUGCAGGUGUGCGAGCGCAUCCCCACCAUCAGCACGCAGCUGAAGAUCCUGUCCACAGUGAAGGCCACCAUGCUGGGUAGGACCAACAUCAGCGAGGAGGAGUCGGAGCAGGCCACGGAGAUGUUGGUCCAUAACGCUCAAAAUCUGAUGCAGUCUGUGAAGGAGACCGUGAGAGAAGCCGAGGCGGCUUCUAUUAAGAUUCGAACCGACGCGGGAUUCACUCUCCGCUGGGUCCGAAAGACCCCCUGGUAUCAGUGAUUCAGGAGGGCGGACGCCCUGCACAGCCCAGGGCAGUGAUGUCCUGGAAUGGGACAGACGUGUCCCAAUGUAAACAUAUCUGAAACAGUCCUACAAACCAUCCCCUGGCUAGUUGACCACUUUGUAAUUUUAAGUAAUUGCUGCAGACCUAGAACUGUAGACAAUCCAAUUGCAGAAAAGUUUUUUUUCUAACUUUUUUUAAAAAAAAAAAGCGAAAUUAUUUUUCUUGUGUUGAAUUUCAGAAGUUGAAAAAAAUCUUGGUUUAUAUAUGUGCAUUUUCUAUUUUGGUAUCAAAGAUUUUACAUUUUUAAAUAUCUAACAGAUGUCUAAUUCUGCAAAAAUAUAUAAAAGCUUAUUUGAAAGAGGACUGUUAACUGUAGUUUUGGCCUUAAGACUUAAUUUUCCUCACUACUGCUUGUCACCUGUCUGAACAUUUACACAUUUCACAAUAUGUUCUCACGUUAUUUUUCACGCCAAGUUAUAGUAUAAUAACUCUACAAAAACACUGUUGCUCUUCUGAUAUUUAUUUAAAAACGUGAAUUCUGAGUUGCGUUUUCGUCUUCUGUUGUAGCGGAAAAUAGUUAACCAGCUUCCUGUAUGUUACACUGUCAUAAAAUAUACCAAAGAUUUUGUUUGUGUAAUUUUGUGCUUGAGCAAUAUCUGGAAACACUAAGGGCUACUUUAAUAAGGAUUGUAUCAGCUGAAUGUUGUGUUCUUUCAGUUAGUUUGGGUGGAAUAUUUACCUAUCAGAGAUUAGAAAUUUAACAUGAAUGAAAAUGGUUUCUUAGAAUUUUGACUGAAGUUGUAUAAAGAGAGGGUCCUUUUGGCCUUUAACUGUAAGCCAUAUGAAGAUAUAAUACUUCAGUUGUAUUACUAUGAGGUUACUAAAGUUACUAUAACAUUAAUGAUGCAAAUAAAAGGUCUCAGGCUGUUCCACUGUGUUAUUAUUUUUGUGAUGCAAAUUAACCUUUAACCUUUCCCCAUAUGAAUCUAUAGCAGGAAGGGUGGUCUCAUCGAAAAAUAGCAUAUAAAUGACUUUUAUUAAUAAAUCAAGUGAUUUAAACUGGCAUUGGGGGGGGGGGGUUAAUUGGUGAUAUGUCUGAAGUUAUGCAGAUGACAAUGCCUUGCAUCAAUCAAAACAUCACGCGGAAGUGAAAUGUUAUUGCUAGAUUAAAGGGAACAUCUCUCUAACCGCAAUGUAUCAUUUCAUAGUAAUGCAGUAUAUGUUGGCUAACUUAACGUGUAAUGAAAUGUGCAGUGGAAACGUGUAACUUCCGUUACAUUGUGAAUAAACUUUGAAUGAUAAAUGAACAUGAAUACUGCAAUUUGAAUGUAAAUAAAAUACUACUACUUGUUUUUCUAGCAUAUUACAAACCUCUAGGUGCCUUAGGGUCUUACAGUUGGGUCUGAAGUUUGGCUCUAGUCAAUGUAUUAAUUAAGAUUUAGUGUUCAUUGUCCAGCACGCUUGACAGGUCCCGAUUUGAGUUUAUUUGCAAAGUUGUCAGUUUCAAUUGUACCAUGUUGACACUUUUAUAAUAAAGCAUUUUAUAACAUUUA
Brienomyrus brachyistius is the source of this 5211-nucleotide messenger RNA. Its product is annotated as vinculin. Bases 238 to 3654 code for a protein of 1138 amino acids. The record is from RefSeq and is a predicted model, not a curated record. Gene Ontology annotation, molecular function: actin filament binding; structural molecule activity. Gene Ontology annotation, cellular component: actin cytoskeleton. Gene Ontology annotation, biological process: cell adhesion. The transcript is spliced from 22 exons. NCBI's taxonomy places the organism in Eukaryota, Metazoa, Chordata, Actinopteri, Osteoglossiformes, Mormyridae.